Dalotia coriaria is the source of this 3701-nucleotide messenger RNA. RefSeq lists its product as uncharacterized. The record is from RefSeq and is a predicted model, not a curated record. The coding region runs from base 451 to 2472 and encodes 673 amino acids. The transcript has 7 exons. Lineage: Eukaryota; Metazoa; Arthropoda; Insecta; Coleoptera; Staphylinidae.
AUUACAGGGUGUUUAAACUUUGUUUUUUGAGAUCAAGAGCUGUCUAAAUAUUUGAUUAUAACUGCUGAGAUGAAUACGCGUUUAUUUUUAUUUCAUGUUAAUCCAUUUGGACAGUUGGUUUGUCCAAUUUGAUCAAUUUGGAAAAUUUGUAAGCCCUGUUCUGCGUUCACUCCCUCCCAGCCUAACCUCACACAUCAGCCUUAAAAAAUUUCCCAAAGGCGAGAAAACAACGCUGAUUGUUGUGCGCCAGGUGAUUCGCGAAUGUUCCUACCAGUGCAGUUCACACAGUCGAUAUGAACAUUUUGUGGAAAACUAUGCAGGCAGCGGCAGCACAAUCAAUCAACACUUAGCUGCGUACGAUUCACCCGAAGUUAUUAAUACAUGCAGAUUGCGAAACAAUUAAUUUUGCUCAAGAUAAGUGUUUGGUGGUAUAGUUCCUAGCCAUUUACAAUGGCUACACCUACAGAAUCUAAGAUUGUGUCACUACAUGAGCCUGAAGAUGAUGUAUCAUUCAGCGUUACCUUAGGGCAGUUGUCAGUGAAGCCUGAAGUGCCAUGGAAUGAAGAGAUGCAGGCUUUAUUGGAAAAUCUACAUUUAAAUUCCAUCAUACAAGAUCUUGAAUACUACAUAAAAUCUCUAAGAACACAUCUAAAUAAACUCAUAGACCAACCCACAUGGGAGAAAUUACCCGGAUUAAUUCUCUCUCAUCUACAAACAAUAAAAACGAAAAUGUAUGGAAAAAAUAUCAAACUAAAUUCAGCUAUAAGUAGAUUGCUUGAGGAAAUUAUGUCCAUCUAUGGAACAGUGGAACUCAAUGUAGUAGCAUUAUUGAGUAAAGACAACGAUUCAAAACUAUCGAAGUCCAAACAACUGCUUAAUUGCAGUAAGCAAAUUUUAUCGAAAUUAAAGUACACAUUUUAUUGGUCGGAUGUAAAUGUUGUGCAUUGCUUAAUUAAGAUGAAAUUUGAUCGGAAAACCACCUCAAGUGUUUCAAUAAUGAAGUAUAUGUACCAGAAUGUUUUAUUUAACAACAAGAUAUCGAAGCUUGAUGAUCUAACUUUGUGUGGAUAUUAUUUACUAUUUUGUAAAUACAAGAGGUUUAUUUCCUCGUCGGAUCACAGUCAAAUGUUACGAAAACUUUUCAACAGAUUUGAUAAGCGAAUUAGUUACUUGAACAAUUUUGAAACGUUGCAUGAAAUUUUGUGCUUUGAUUCAGGGGUUACUGCGGAUUUAAACACUGCUAAAGGAAGAGUACAAAUGAUUACUAAUUAUUUCAAAUACAUAAAGGAUAGAGAAAAAUUGGACGAACCUCAAGAUAAAUCUAUGAUAAAUGAUUAUGAUAAGUUCGGUAAGGAUGACUUCAACACAUACUAUGACUGCUAUGAAACCAGCUCACAAGAUGAGAGAACGAUAUCGUUUGUGGAUUCAUGUGAAAUGGAUCAAACUGAGACGGAAAACGGUUUGAAUUCCACACAGGAUGAAAAAAAGAUUUAUCUUGUGGAGUCAGCAGAAGAAUUUACCGAAAACAUUUCAACAGAUCUUUCCACUGGACAAUCUUCUGAUGGUAUAAAAGUUGAAGAAAACAUUGCAACAGAUCUUUCCACCGGACAAUCUUCAGAAGGUAUAAAAGUUGAAGAAAACCAAGAACUCCAAGAGGAGGAGAUUCAGAAUGAAAUAUGCGAUUUCGAUAUUGACGUCGCCGAAGUAGAAAUUGUUACCAAAGUUGAAUCCGUAGACUUAACUGAAUCAACUAUUGAUUUGACUCUGAAUGAAGAUGUUGAUGAAUGUGUGAUCCAAAUGGUUGAAAUAAGAAAACAAGAUAAUAAUCAAGUAGAUGAACCAGUUGAAAUAGCUUUCUCUGAUGAUACUAAAAUAGAAGACCAAACGUGUGAUCACCAAGCAGAAAACCACUUGAUUCAUCAACUUCAGGAAUAUCUGAGUAUAUCAAAACCAGAAACAAUUUCAUUAUCACAAGACGUCGAGGACUCAAUUGAACAACCUAUUAAUAGUUCAGAUGACAACCAUCACAAUGAUGCAAAUGAAGAGUCCGGUAAGUACCUGUUUGAGUUUGGCUAUGAGACGCCUCCAAAAGAUGUAAACGGCGAGCAAGAAUUCACUAUUUUGCCAACACAAGUUCACAUCGAACCAGAUCUUAUCCGUCAUAAUGGUUUUCUCACGCCCGAGAAUGAAAUUGUUUGCCCUUUAGCCCCAGAUCAAUAUAUUUCAACAAUACCACCGCUUAAUAACGAACGCGUUGAUUGUUUAGUGGAUAUAGAGGAUUCAAUGCUCAAUUCUGGACAAUACAACGAUACUCCCCCUUUGUAUUCUAUUCCUGGUGUUACAAUACACUAUGAUGAUGCUGUGACUUUGGAUUUGAGUAAUAAAAGUCGCCGAAAUAGCGGGGAUGGAGAUACGGAUCAAAUUAGUAAUACGGACUGCCAAAGAAAUGCCUCGAGAGGUAAAAAGCAAUAACUUUUAAUAGUGAUGGCGUUGCAGUAUGCAAAUAUUAUUGCAAUGAGGAGUUAAUUGGACAUUUAACGAUGCCAUCCAUUCCAGAUGUAUUAUUGGAAGCAAGUAAGCUUCAUGAAAACAAGGAGUUCUCGCCAUUCUCACGUAAGAAAUCAAGAAAGCAAUUAAUUUCUUGCUUAGAUAUGAACGUAGAUCGCGCUUAUGUGGAACUAAGUCGAAUUCAAAAUCAGAACAAAAACAGAAAACGAUUGAAACAUAUAUUACCAAACCGUUUAAACUAUGACAGCAUUCCAACAUCAGAUCCGAAGUUAUUCCAAAUGAAACCCGUUGUUGAUUUAUCAUCUUUCCGACCGUGUGAUUUAUCAAACAUGACUGCAACUACAGCACCUAAAAAUGAUGAAAUAAAGCAACAUGAAAUCAAGAUAGAAACAAGUGAAAAACCUGAUGCAGACAUUCUGAAAGCCAUCCACAAGAAUAAUUACACAGAAGAAGAGAUAAGUUUAUUGGUACAGGCUGUUAAAACCGGCACUGAAACGCGUUUGCCGUUCAAGAAACGGCGAAUGGCUGUGCCGGAAGAGGAAACCACUGAAAUCAGCUAUCCAGCGACGCCAAUGGUCAGCAUUGCCGAGUUAACAGCGAUUCAGCCAACCAAUGGCUUGCUUCCGUUGCCGGUUCAUAAUGGUCGGUCAUAUCUGGCAGAAAUGCCUCUCGAACCGGAAGCUGCAGUUGAAGUUAAUUAUAAUCUGAACACUUACGCGUACAGUUUCGUACCAUGUGGUCCAACGUACUUUGAAAUGAACUCACUGCAACCUGUGCAUUACUGCAUGGAUGGCUUUGACUCCAAGGAGAAUCUCGACAUGAACGUACACUAUUUUCAAUGUGAAUCAGAUGAGCCAUGACUUGGCUGUUGAGUAAGCUGUAAAUUUCAAGUGUUGAUAUACUCUGGGCUGUGAUUCUUGUAUAUACAGAUUAAGGUGUGUCAGUUUUUUGGCUUCAUUGUUAUUUUUCGUUAUUUAUGUUCGUUGAAAAUUUGGCAGACAAAUGGAGGAAGUUGAUUUAAGUUAUGUACCUAUUGUAAUCAUUUUCUGAGAUUGGACACUAGCCACUUUGUUACAUAAUUACUUACAUAAUUUACUUGAGGAAAGAAUUGAUUAGAUAUUUUGCGUUAUGAACGUGCCAAUGUAGAUGUACAUAGUUUCAUAAUUUUUCAUUAAACAGGAUUUCAAAAAUUA